Molecule: messenger RNA, 1437 nt
Organism: Durusdinium trenchii
Lineage: Eukaryota; Dinophyceae; Suessiales; Symbiodiniaceae
Source: the annotation of a GenBank genome assembly
GUUGGAUUUCUGUAGCACUCUUCGGCUGCGACCCAUGGGGACGCCGCCGAAGCGACCGAGUCGAGGCAGCGAAGGCGGAGGUCGACCAUGAGCUCCAGAAUCAUCGCUUGCUUUCUACUUCCGGCCCUUGGAAGCGACCUUUCGCCUGGUGGCAGCUGUCGCGUGCGCCGCGCACGGCACGUCCUGCGCACAGCGGAAGGAGAUCAGCUGCUGGCGUUGCGGGAAGAGACGGAUGCCACGGGGAAGUGGUCUGGAAACAAGGUCUGGCCGGGAGCGUUGGCUUUGCUGGGACAUGUCUACGAACACUAUGAGUUGAAGGGCCUGAAGGUUCUGGAGCUGGGCUGUGGGCUUCCCUUCCUCUCCAUGGCACUGGGGAGCCUCGGUGCCGAGGUGUGUGCUACCGACCAUCCGGAGGUCUUGGACCAGGUGAGAACGGUGGCCACAGAUGGCCGCAUGGAGGGCCUCUCAGACCGGGCGAAGCGCCAUGUCCGCUUUGAGGCGUUCGCCUGGGGUGAAGGCCCCGCGCCCUGUGCGGCACAGCUCGUCCUCGGCGCCGACCUGGUCUAUGAUGGCUUUCCUGUGGACGCCUUGUUCGAGAGCACCACCCAGCUGCUGAACCACAGCGGAGAUGGUCGAGCUCGUGCCCUCGCAGCGGUCUUCGCGCUGCAACCACGGCAGUUCCCGAUGACCGCUGCAUUGCGCGAGCCACAGCUGAUCGCUGGUUUCUUGCGGCGCUUCGCACAGCUUGGCUUCCAGGUGGCCGUGACCCCCGUCACAGACGAGGCCUUGGGCGUGGCUGAGCAACCGGAGACCUGCGGUGGUGCUCGGAGUAGCCAAGGCUGUAGCGGCUGUGGUGAUCAUCCAUCAUGGUCGUCAAAAGUGGCAUGGUGUGAUGGGUCGUAUGUCGGCUCUUUGAGGGAGGUUUCCAGAAAAACAAUGAAGGUCAAAGACUUUAGGUUUUUACUUUGUGUGUUUUUGCAGUAUUGUAUAUAUAUAUAUAUGUAUUGUAAUCACUGAUGUCGUUCGCAAUCUUGACUCCGGCGUGGUUACCCAGUUAUAACUAGGCUCCUUUGAUUACAUAUUUCCGGGUCACUGAGAAGUCGAGCUCGACCCCCAUUCCCCAGCUGACAAACCCGGAGAAAUCUGCUUCUGCCUGUGAACCCCCAUCCCCAAGAGGUAAAUCAACCCAUUCACCAAUUCACCGAUCCCCGUGACUUCUUCCAUCCAGAGGAUCAGACCUUCAGGGUCUGAAAAGAAACUCAGCUCCAGGCUCCAGGCGGUCUUUUCACCUUCUUCUUCUUCUCCUCCUCCUCCUCCUUCUCCUCCUCCUUCUUCUUGGGGCACUUUGAAAUCCUUGGAAUUCAAUUGCUUCAUUAGGCUCCUAGCACGUACUGGCCGCAUGAAGUGUACGAAUUGGGACCCCUUUCAGACCUCGCA